This is a messenger RNA of Tarenaya hassleriana, 2492 nucleotides long. Its product is annotated as pentatricopeptide repeat-containing protein At2g30780. Gene Ontology annotation, molecular function: protein binding; mRNA binding. Bases 16 to 1716 code for a protein of 566 amino acids. The transcript is spliced from 4 exons. Lineage: Eukaryota; Viridiplantae; Streptophyta; Magnoliopsida; Brassicales; Cleomaceae. The record is from RefSeq and is a predicted model, not a curated record.
ACCAAUGGGCUUUUUAUGUGUUGUAAAAUUCACGAUAUUUUGGAAUUCUUUUAUAAUUCCAAAACCCAAAAAAAAAAAAGUAUUUCGCCAAUCUUCUUCUUUGCCUUCCUCUUGUACACCUGCGCCGCCUCCUCUCACUCUCAUUGUUCGAACCUCCGGCAGCCAUCUAUCACUGCUUCGCAUCGGACCUUUGCUGCAGCCUUAGCUGGAAAAGAUCUUUUGCCCAUCUGUGACUCUCAUCGUCGGUGUACCGAAACUGAAUUUGGAAGCAAAGAUGGCAUUAGGGUAGAGUGGAGAUUGAUCGGAAUAGGCGAUUUAGUUGGGGUCCAGACGAGAUUCACAGGAUCGAACAUGCUGAAAUUCAGUGGUCUUUUUCUUGACAAGUUCACUCGUGUGGCCUCCGUGCCUGUUCACCAUGUUGAUCUUGUUGAAAGGGUUUCGAUCCUGAGAGAGGAGCUGUUGGCGAUAGGUGAUAACAAGGAACAGUUCUAUAGCGUUUUGGAUGAGAAGGGGCAGUGGCUUUAUAGGUCCUACCGUGAUGGAGCUGGGAUCGUUGAGCUUAUGGGUCAGUUCCAUCCACAUCCUUACUUGGCUCUUCAGGUUUUAGAUUGGAGAAGAAAAGAAGUUAACUGUUAUGUUCCUUUAACGUCCGAGGAGUAUGCAAAAGGUAUCAAACUAGCUGGCCGAGCUAAGGAUAUAAACCUUGCAGUCGAUCUUUUCAAUGAGGCAGCAAGAAAACGUGUUAUGGCAACUUCUAUUUACAAUGCUUUGAUGGGUACUUACAUGUGCAAUGGUCUUGCGGAGGCAUGUCAAUCACUCUUUAAAGAUUUCAGGAAACAGACACAAUGUGCUCCUUCGGUUGUGACAUAUAAUAUUCUAAUAUCAGUAUACGGUCGGCUGCUGAUGAUAAAUAACAUGGAGGCGGCGUUCGAGGAACUAUGCAAAUCAAAACUCGCCCCAAAUUCUAACACUUACAAUUAUUUGAUUGCUGGUUAUGUUACUGUUUGGAAUUGGGAGAAGAUGGAAGCUACUUUUCAAUUAAUGAAGACUGCUCAGGUCAAGCCUGAUUUCUACACAUAUGUGCUAAUGGUUCGAGGGUAUGCAAAUUCAAGAAAUUUGGGUAAGAUGGAAGAAAUGUACGAGCUGAUAAAAGAUCAGAUUGAUGAAAACAGAGUUCCUCUGAUCAGAGCCAUGAUCUGUGCAUAUUGUAGGAAUGUUGUCGAAGAUAGAGUUAAAAAAGUUGAAAACUUACUGGGGCUCAUCUCUGAGGAGGAGUAUAAGCCAUGGUUGAAUGUGCUUUUGAUUCAACUGUAUGCUCAAGAGGACAUUCUCGAAGCGAUGGAGGAUAAAAUUAAUGAGGCAUUUGAGCAUAAAACACGUGUUAAUACAUCUGGUACUAUGCAGGCAAUCGUUGGGAGUUACUAUAGGUGUGAUGCUUCUGUAGACAGUAUUGCUAAUUUUGUCAAGCGUGCAGAGUCUGCUGGGUGGAAGCUAUGCAGAUCCCUCUACCACUGUAUGAUGAUAUCGUAUGGCUCUCAAAGGCGUUUUGAAGAAAUGGAAGGUGUUGUCAGUGAGAUGGAGAAUUUUAACUAUGGGUUAGUGGAAAAGACGUUACUCAUUAUGUUUAAGGCAUAUAUUUCUCAUGGAAUGGAGUUUAAGGCUAAACAAGUAGUUGGGAAGAUGUUGAAAUAUGGGUACUCCUCGGCAUCCCAAUGAUGAUACUCAUUUGGUGUCUAAUGGACCCAAGUUUGCAUGAAGCCUAAAGCUGGUUUUCCUGAUUGGUUCAGUUCUUUAUUGGAUGUUAGCUAAUCUCCACAGGAUCGAGAGUUAAGAACUCGUCUUGGCAUAAUUCUCCUGUUUAUGGUAUCUUACCUUGGUGAUGCAGUUAGUAUUUAGAUUCUUGUCUAGUUUGGCCUAUCAGUAUCCAGAACUGUCAGCGAUGAGCUUUUAAAGAAAUUGGUGGGCUGAUUUCUAUUAUCCCUCAUUGAACUACUGGGAUGAGGGCCUUUUGUUCCCUUCUACAUCCAUGGACUAGUUGAACAUCAUCUUUCUGAAUCGAGAGAAUUAGUCAUGCUGAAUGUAUAUCUAUCUGCUAUCAAGGUGUGGCCUGCAUCAUGUGAGGAUGACAAGAUUGAAGGAUUUGACUGCGUAAAUUUUGUCCUUCAACCCCGGAUGAAGGCUGUGGCAUGGAGUUAUAUCCUUGAGAUUGCUGUCUGGGUAAGCUUCAUCACCUGUUAACAUACUGCCAGCCGUUCUUUUCUGCCGGCACUGGAGCUAUCAACAAGUUCCAGAUUGUUAUAAGUCUCCAAAUUAUUCUAAUGUUCAGCUAUCAGCAUUUUUUACUCCAUUUAUUCUCCUCAGUCCGACUCCAUUUUUGAUAGGGUUAAUAAAAUUGAUUAGCAAUCACUUGUGUUUCUUGUCUCCCAGUUCUUGCAGUUGUAAGUUAUUUAUCCUACUCCAUUUCAAAAAAGAAAAAGAAAAAGUUCAUCCAA